Polistes dominula (European paper wasp) is the source of this 4130-nucleotide messenger RNA. RefSeq names its product holocarboxylase synthetase-like protein (gene Hcs). Gene Ontology annotation, biological process: protein modification process. Gene Ontology annotation, molecular function: biotin--[biotin carboxyl-carrier protein] ligase activity. Gene Ontology annotation, cellular component: cytoplasm. The record is from RefSeq and is a predicted model, not a curated record. NCBI's taxonomy places the organism in Eukaryota, Metazoa, Arthropoda, Insecta, Hymenoptera, Vespidae.
UGCAAAUGGCCUCAAAUUCGUCUUCUGUCAGUAUGACCAAACAAAUUUACAGUUCGCAGAAUUAACCAUUAAAACAUUUGGUAGGAUUUAUCAAAUAAUCAUCUCGUAGUGUAACAUCGCUAAUAUUAUUACGUCUCCUUUAUUUUUAUCGUUCAUUCAUUACAUGUAAUUUACUGUUAUCUUGAUCUAACAGAAGUUAAAGAUUUUUGUGCUCUCUGUGUCCAGUAUUUAUGCAAGAGCGUUCUAUCAAAUAGGAUACUAUUCUACACAAAGAUGCUAUUAACAUUUUUAUAUAUGAUAGCAACGACAAUUCAGACAUGGAGAAUCUCAUCUCUAAAAACACGUUUAUGUGCUUUAUUUCAAGGAACAAAGCACGAUAAACCAUCAAUUAUGUUCUAUGCCAAACCAUUAGUAUGCGUUGACGAAGAAUAUGAUAAUCUAGCUAGCCCUCCAAGUAGUGGAAAUGAAAACAUAUAUAAUUUUAUGAGUUCUCAUCUUUGUCAAAAUAAAUCACUUGCAAAACUUGGUGAUUUACUUUGGAGUCAUGGUGAUGCAAGAUUAUGCACCAUAUAUCCACAACAAAAAAUUAACAUUUCCGAAUGGUUAUCUUAUCAAUAUGAAAAUCCUUUUAUACCUAUAUUUAAACAAAAUAAUGGUAUAACAUCAUUAACUAAAGAUUUUAGAAUGCAUAUUUUAGUUGAGGCUGACUUUAGUACGUACGAACCAUACAUUUCCACAAAAUCAACUAAGCUAGAAGAUUAUGGUUUAAUUAUUAGUUGGAUGGCAGAUAAAAAUUUAAAUAUUAUUAUGGAGACUGAUUUAGAUCUUAUAACUAAAUUUGCAAUUGCUGUUAUGGAAGGACAAUAUUAUAUCAACAGUGGUUUAACUUUAACACGUAUAUUGUCUGUUUUAGUAUCAGGGUAUCCAUGUACUUAUCAUAGUGAACAACUUUAUUCACUGUCGGAUAAUAAAUUAACAGGAGUAGAAGAAUGGGAAACGUAUGUGAAAAAACUAAGACUAAUAAGUAAUACUGCACGAUUAGCAUCACAAGAAAAUAAAUCAAUAGGUGUACCCGAAAUGCCAGAUUUAUUUAUCUUUCCUAAAAAUGAAUCCACAAAUAUACAAACAUCUACAGAUGAAAAAACAGAAGCUAAUAAUACGAUUGAAAAUUUAGUUACAACGUUACAAUCAUCUGUUGAGAGUCCAGUUUCUAUAAAUUCAGAGAUGGUUGAAACUAUGCAAUCAGAAAAUGUUAGUAAUUUGGAGAAUUCUGAUGUGUCAACGUUUCACGAUGUACCUGAAUCAACUCUUGUAUCUUCAAUUAAAUCUGAUAUUAUAAAAGAAACAUUAGAUAAGGAUGAGGUAAAAGAAACUUGUGAAAAUAUCGUUAAGCCAGUAUCUGCAUCUGAUGAUCAAGAUAAUAGUACAAAAACAAUUGAAGCAGUACCUUCUCUCAAUUUAAAAAGUGUUACUCCAAAAAGAACAAUUACGCCAUAUUCUAAACAUCACAAACCACCUAAUGUUUUAAUUUAUGCAGAAAGUGCUGUGUCACUUGAUAAUGUUAAAGCUGUAUUAGAAGAUUCACUUGGCACUGACAAAUAUAUAUUAUAUGUGUUAUCUCGCGAAGAAGCAUGUUCUGAUGUAUGGAUGGAACAAGCAGCUCUUGUCGUUGUAUGUGGAAAUGUUGGUACUGAAAUAAGUACUCAGCUUAUAGAAUAUAUUGUUCAAGGUGGAAAACUUCUAGCAUUAUGUUCCGAUACACUUCAUACUUUACUUCCAUCUUUUAAAACAGCUGAGGUUCGUGAACACGAACUUGUUCAUUUCUCUUAUGGAAAAUGGAAACAUGUUCGCAUGAUGCAUCAUAUUUUCUGCUAUCAAGCAUCACCAGUAAGAACUCGAUUUUCUCAUGACAAUGAAGAUAUAAACGUAACAGCUGUGAAUCCUCCUGUAUCAGCUACAGUGAAGGAUAAAAAAGGCAGGUUACAUUCCUUUGGGAUAAAAGUAUUAGGAACAGAAGAAACAUGGCAUACUCCUAGUAUCUUACUUGCUAAUUUAACUGAUAGCAAUGGUAAGGCUGUAUUUUCACAAAUACAUUUAGAGGCAGAUCCAGCACAAUACGAGUUCGAAGAAAAUAAGUUUAAUGCUCUUAAACAAAGUAAUCUAGCACGCUUAGAAAUAUUUAAUGAUCUGCUAAGUGUACAUCUAGGCAUAGAAGUAAGCACAUCCACGAAAAAAACAUCAGUGCAUUAUACUCCAGCCUUUUUCUUAGGUAGACAUGAGUUAAAAUUAGAAGUUCUGGAAAAGUUAAAAGAAAAAAUGCAGGAUGAUAUAUUGAAAACGAAAAAUUUAGAAAUACAAUUUUGCAAGACAAAUAUCGAAAAAUCAGCAUCGUCUUCAUUUCUCCCUGUUAUGAUACAUCAAUGUCCUGAUAAUUUUUCUACCAUUGAAUACUUCGAGAAUUUGAAAACAAAAUAUGUAGGGCGACUGGUGAUAUAUGCAGAUGUAUUGACAUCAUCGAUGAAUGUUGUAAAUGAUCAUAAAAUACAACAUGGAUUGGUCGUUAUUCCUUGCCAACAAACUCAAGGACGAGGAAGAAAUAAAAAUGUAUGGCUUAGUCCUAAAGGUUGUGCGAUGUUUACAGUACAACUUCACAUUCCCAAAGAUUCCAAUCUCGGUAGUCAUAUUUCAAUACUUCAACAUCUUUUUAUAGUUGGAAUCGUAUCAGCUGUAACAUCUGUACCUGGAUACGAGGGAUUAGACCUUAGAGUAAAAUGGCCUAAUGACAUUUACGUUGGAAAAUCGACUAAAAUUGGUGGUAUUAUAGUUACCAGUCACUAUGAUUCGUCAUUAAUCAUAUGCAAUGCUGGCGUUGGUGUUAAUCUUUCAAAUAGUGCACCUACCUGCUGUAUCAACGAUCUCAUUGCCGAAUAUAACAAAAUCCAUAAAACACAAUUGCCAGCUUUAUCAUAUGAGCGUUACUUUGCUUUGGUAUUCAGUGAAAUAGAACAUCUGUUAGAUAUUGUACAAAGUGGAAAUAUGGAUUAUUUCUUCCAACUUUAUUAUAAACUUUGGUUACACAAUGACGCGGAAGUAACAGUUAUAUCGACUAACGGAGAUAGUGAAUUAGUUAAAAUAUUAGGUAUCGAUGAAUAUGGAUUUUUAAAAGUACGAGGAAUCAAAGGAAAUACAUUUUCGGUUCAACCGGAUGGAAAUAGUUAUGAUUUAUUCAAAAAUUUAAUUAAACCCAAUUAGAUUUCAGCAUAUUUAUUGUAUUUUCCAAAAAUUUUCAACGCUUAACAUAAUAAAUCGUACAACGAGACGUAUUGAACAUAAUCAAUUAAAAUAAUUAAAAAAAAAUGAAAAGAAAAGAGACAAUGUCAGUCAUACAAUAAUCUUCUUAUUUAAGUAAUCAACAUAUAAACAAUGUAAUGGUUGUAAAAAUACGCGUUUCUCAUAUAUAUAAUUAAAUAGAUAUAUAUGAAAUUCUAAAUAUGUAUUUCAUAUAUAUCUACUUAAAACGAAUCUCAUGAUGAAUUAUUUUUUGUGUUAAUUUAUUAUAGUGUGGACACGAAAAGUAUAUAUCGGGAUAAAUGAUCUUGUUAACUGUAUGUAUAUAUAAUUGUUAUGUUACAUUUUAACAGAAUAUACACACAGAUCGUACGUACUGUUAUUAUUAAAUCAUAUAUAAUGUUCAUCCGAAUCACAUUGUUCACUUAUCGUUUACAACAUAUUUUAUAAAAAAAGAAAGGAAGAAACCAAAAAAUACCAACAACUAAGUGCUUCGCCAAAGUUAUAUCACAAAGGAUGUAAUAAUAAUACUAUUACUCCUAAGUCAAAUAAUCAAAUCUAUAAACGAAAUAAUAUUGAUAUUAGUAGUAUAAGCAUCUGUUGUAUAGUUUAUUGCAGUGUUUACAAUUUGUUGUAUAUCACUUGUAUUUAUAAUGAAAUAAAAAAUUCAUGAUGUUAUAUUCUCCAUAUUAUUAAUUAGAAAAAUAAAGAUUUAAUCAUAAACAAAUGGAAGAAUAACGAGUAAGAUAAUAUAUGUUAUAUGUAAAAGGACUCACAAAUAUAUCAUAAAAUUAAUUUAUUUUCUGGACAAAGAGACAUGAAAUUCCUAGUGUACAUUAUAU